AUAGUUUUAAGAAAUUCCUCUGGGUUGAGCUGUCAAGUGAUGUUUUGAACACAUCAUAAUAUGUGAUCAAGAAUUUUUGUUGUGUGGAACAGAGCUGAGUUGUUAAUUAAAACUUUACCUAUUCGGAUAAUCAGUAUGGCAUUUACACUGUGGAACUUGUUUGAGGCAUCCUUGCUGUGUCUGAACGCAAUCUGCAUUCUGAACGAGGAGAGAUUCCUGGUGAAGAUUGGAUGGAGCGCCAAGAGGGCACCAACUGGAUUCGGUGAGAAUCCAACGGCAAAGGCUCAGAUAUUAAAUUUGAUCCAUUCAAUCCGUACAGUCGCCCGCAUUCCUUUGAUAUUACUCAACAUAGUCACUAUACUACUUAAGUUACUGCUGGGAUAGAUAGGAAACAGGAUGGAUUUUCGAAGAUGUCAUUUAUUUUGUCUGUUUACAUUUUAUAUAAGAAUUUAAAAUAAACUUACUGCUUAAUUGUAAA
Molecule: messenger RNA, 478 nt
Organism: Nicrophorus vespilloides
Lineage: Eukaryota; Metazoa; Arthropoda; Insecta; Coleoptera; Silphidae
Product: immediate early response 3-interacting protein 1
Exons: 3
Coding region: 136-384 (82 amino acids)
Biological process (GO): endoplasmic reticulum to Golgi vesicle-mediated transport
Cellular component (GO): COPII-coated ER to Golgi transport vesicle; Golgi membrane; endoplasmic reticulum membrane
Source: RefSeq, a predicted model, not a curated record